AAGAAUUAUUCGAGAUAAUUCGGACAUUAUGUCUCUAAGCGAUAAAAGCUUCAUGCAAAAUUUCCGCCUUAAUAAGCACGCAUUUUUAUAUGUUUUGGACAACAUAAGACCCCAAUUAAAAGUCGCUCAAAGGACCACAUCAAUUCCAGAAAUUGUAAAACUGUCAACAACCUUGAAGUUCCUCGCACAGGGCGGGUAUCAACACUCGGUCGGCCAAGAUAGGCAUUCAGGGCUAGCCCAACAAUCGGUUUCCCGAUGCAUCUUGGAAGUGUGCGAUGCCAUCGAGAAAACUCUGUGCCCAAAGCAUAUCGUGUUUCCCUUGACCAUUGAGGAAAAAAUUGAAGCAAAUAGAACCUUUUACUUGACGUCCGGAAUUCCAGGCGUAAUUGGAGUGAUUGAUGGGACGCACAUCCAGUUGAUACGACCAUCACGGAAUGAACAUUUAUUUUUUAAUCGUAAACUAAAACACAGCAUAAAUGCAAUGGUGGUAAGAACAUUCAUAAAUACGAUAAUAUACAUGUACAUACGUUGCGAGCAUUGA
Bactrocera tryoni is the source of this 541-nucleotide messenger RNA. Its product is annotated as putative nuclease HARBI1. The transcript has 2 exons. NCBI's taxonomy places the organism in Eukaryota, Metazoa, Arthropoda, Insecta, Diptera, Tephritidae. The record is from RefSeq and is a predicted model, not a curated record. The coding region runs from base 29 to 541 and encodes 170 amino acids.